Tetrahymena thermophila SB210 is the source of this 819-nucleotide messenger RNA. Its product is annotated as transmembrane protein, putative. The transcript has a single exon. Lineage: Eukaryota; Ciliophora; Oligohymenophorea; Hymenostomatida; Tetrahymenidae. The record is from RefSeq and is a predicted model, not a curated record.
AUGGAGAUAAGUACAGCUUUAUCUCUAUAUAAUUCUUUUUGCUAUAUUUUUUAUAUCUUACAUAGAAGAGUCGUAGAGAAAUAUUUCUAUAUAAAAAUUAUGAAAAAGUAUGGUCUUAAAUUGUCUAACAUGGAAUUAGUUUUCCUAUUAUAACAGUAUAGUAUGAUAAAUCAAACGAUUUGCUUAAAGUUGGUAUAAUUAAUAAUCAGGCUAGUAAGGUAUUAAAAAUACACAAUGAAAAUGAUUUUAAAUUAUUUACUAGAUAGACUGUAAUUGUUGAUAACUUCGAUGACACUUAAUAACAAAGUCAUUUUAAGGAAUAUAAAGAUUAGAUAUAGCAAUAAAGCUUAUUAACUUUUAAUGAAAGAAAAAAACAUAAUCUAGAAAAUUCAAUUAUAAAUAUUUUUAAGCAAUAUUCUCUUCAUUUAAAGGCAAAUUAAAUUGAAAAAAGGUAAAAUAAAAAUACUUCUCAAUAAUAAACAAGUAAAGAAUUUGAUUUACAGUAAGAAUAUUGCCAUAAAAAAGAAAUAACUCUAAAUGGAAUUUAUAAAAAAAACGAUGAAGAAAAGGAAAAGUUUCUUUCGAUAAAAAUUACUGUUUACUAAAAUUAAACUAAUUAUGAUUGUUGCCUUAUCGUUAAUGAAGAAUCAGAUAACUAAAAAAUUAAGAGUAUAAAAUCUAUCAAAAAGUAUUUUGAGAAAAAUUUUUUUUCGUUUUGCUUAAGCUUUGGUAUUUAUUUAUUUCUUUAUUUUUGUUAAUUCAAAAAAAAUAUUUUUUACAAUAGUUCAUAAUAUUUUAAUUCAGCAAUAUUAAACUUGA